This is a messenger RNA of Pezoporus occidentalis (night parrot), 1386 nucleotides long. It is a transcript of the gene CCDC167, whose product is annotated as coiled-coil domain containing 167. Bases 165 to 641 code for a protein of 158 amino acids. The transcript has 4 exons. The record is from RefSeq and is a predicted model, not a curated record. NCBI's taxonomy places the organism in Eukaryota, Metazoa, Chordata, Aves, Psittaciformes, Psittacidae.
CUCCGAGAAGUCCCACAUCCGCUUUCCGGCCUGCCAGUCCUUCUCCAACCAUCCCUCAGCCGAUCCUGCUGGAGCAGGCAGAGCAGGCUGGGGACAGCGCCGGCACAAAGCAGCUGGGCAUGUCUGACUGCCGCGGCUAGCUAACCACGACAAAACAGGCUCACAUGGCCACAGCAGACAGCGGGCUGUCCCGCUGCCGGGGCCGGGCAGAAGCGCCCUCCCCAAGAUGGAGCCCGCCCCACAGCGCAACCCCUCACCAAGAUGGCGGCAGCCCCGCAGACGUGGCCGCGCUCGGGCGGCGGCUCAAAGCGGCAGCCUGCGCAUGCGCGGCCAGGCACGGGCCCGGUACGAUGGGCAGGAGGCGAGAGGGGCUGAGCGUGGCUCGGGAGAUCGAUGGGCUGGAGGAGAAGCUGGCACGCUGCAGACAGAGCGUGGAAGAGGUGGAUCUUAAACUGCGCAGAGAGAAGCUCAGCCCUGAAGGAAGAAAGUCACUGGAGAGAGAGAGAAACUUACUAAUGACCAAAGCUGACAACUAUGAGAAAGAACUGAGUGCGCUUCAUAAGGAGAACCGCAAGAAUGCUGCCCUUGCUGUGGCUGUGGGACUGCUGAUUGCUCUUAUUUAUGCCUGUUGGACAGUGUGAUUGCACUCAAGAAUUCUCCCUGCUGACCAAAUGACGCUUAUGCAAGGAACUCUUCCUCCUCUCACCACUGUGCCUCUGCCAAGGGUAAGGAUCAGCAUUUCAGAUUGCUGUUAUUGCUCAUCCUCUCCAAGCCUCAUUGCAGGGAAUCUUUCUCUGAGAACUGUGGGGUGCAGGAGACAAACGAGAAAUCAAGCACACUUGUGGCUAGAAACAUGGUCAAGCAGAGCUGAAAGUGAUGCUUUCUUACUCCAAAUGCAGCACAGACCAUCCAGCCUGAUGCAGGAAGGCAAUACAUUCUCUAUUUUGAAGCGGACCUCUGUGGCUUCAGACAAGUGCUCUCUGCCCAGCCCUGCUGGCAUACAUGCCACCUUUGUUCCUGCGACUCAGCCAUAAGCUGAAGGGACACUAAACUCUCAAAGGGUAACUUUGGUAUUGUGACCAAAAGAUUCCAGGUGUUCCCAGAGGUGAACUAAAUAAGUAUGGUACCUCCUGCACACUGACUUGAAGGACCAGAGGAAUCCUACCUUCACAAAACGAGAUGGGAGGUAGGUAUCUCUCUGUAAGCAGGCAACAUCCAGCUUGAGAUGUGGGUACUUGGGCUUUGAGAUCUGCCUACCUCUCCAGUGCAUCAAGGCUUGGUAGCCAUUCUGUGCCUUUGAGAAUCAACACUUGAAAUUGAACUAUCAAGUCCCAAGGAUGGAAGUACCUCUGCAAGGGCUUUAAAUAAAAUAAUUUAACCUUGUAA